Nematostella vectensis (starlet sea anemone) is the source of this 2116-nucleotide messenger RNA. RefSeq names its product neuronal acetylcholine receptor subunit alpha-7. The record is from RefSeq and is a predicted model, not a curated record. Gene Ontology annotation, molecular function: neurotransmitter receptor activity; transmembrane signaling receptor activity; extracellular ligand-gated monoatomic ion channel activity. Bases 424 to 1938 code for a protein of 504 amino acids. Gene Ontology annotation, cellular component: membrane; neuron projection; synapse. The transcript is spliced from 7 exons. Gene Ontology annotation, biological process: regulation of membrane potential; chemical synaptic transmission; signal transduction. Lineage: Eukaryota; Metazoa; Cnidaria; Anthozoa; Actiniaria; Edwardsiidae.
GCAUUUGAGGUGAUUUUUAGUUUUAAUAUCUACUCACAGGGUCAUUAAAUGGAAAAAAUAAGGCGGUAUCUCGGGCGAUACCAAAAUGGGGCCAUGUGAACCACUUUUUCGAUUUUUGUUUUAUAGCACAUAGUAAUAAAUAGGUUUAAAUUUAAAAAGUAUAGAGAAAACAUGAGACAUAACUGCACUUUUAAAGGGAGAAUUGCUGUAUCAGAUUUAACAGGUAGUUAACUAACUUUUCAAAAUAAGGUGCUAAUAUUUAUUAGUUAAAUCCCUCCUUCUAACACUUGGCGGCGACAGGUGGCGCUUGGAGUCAUUCCAGAAGACGGGUGAUGCUAUUUGCUCUCACGACAGAUCGAUCAAGUAAAUUCUUGCAGGCUAAUAGCAGGGGGCUCAUAAUACUUGCACUUGACGGUCACCAAGAUGUUAAGGACAGAAACUUGUUUGCUCUUCCUCCUUUUACAUGGGCUGGACUGCGCGAAUAUACAAGAGCAGAACGCUGUAAGAAAAGCCCUGCGAGCGGACCUACUGAAGGACUAUGACCGAAUUGUGGGGCCGGUUUCACACUCACCAAGAAGCCUUCUCGAACUGACAUUUGUUUUAAAAAUCACUAAACUUAACAAAGUGGACACAAAGAACCAGGUGAUCAGCGUGAAUGCGUGGGUUUUCCAGGUGAGAUGUAAAGGCUUAACUAGGACGAAGUUGUACGGGAAAAACACACCCCGCAGAUACAACAGAAGAACCGAUAUAACUGAGACCUCCAUGGAGGCGACUUAUUUCCUUGUUUCACACUGUAUAUUUGAGAUCAAUGCGCACAACUUGGUAUUUUCACAGCAAUGGAAAGACCCUUCCCUUCAAUGGGACAAAGCGAAGUACAACCUCCAUAAAACGCGCUUCAGCCCCAAAGAAAUUUGGGUUCCAGACGUUUCACUUAUUAACAAUGGUGAUAAGCUGGUGCAUGUGGCGGGUGGAGCCGAGCUGUUUAAUGCAGACACGGUUGUUCGUCAGAGUGGGAAAGUUGACUGGAUCGCGCAAGCUUCCUUCACCAGUACGUGUAACUUGAGGGUGCGAUUCUGGCCAAUGGAUGACCAGUUCUGUACACUAACUUUCUCUUCCUGGACAUAUACCGAAAGUGAAAUAGCCCUGAAAAUGGAUAACAGCGGAUUGACAACGGGUCAUCUGUCCAACAAUGAAUGGGAUAUUCUCAACAUCACAGUCAAGAGGGGACUGCUGGAUCACAACAACUGCUGUGACGCUAACUUUAGCUCAGUGAGUUACACGAUCCACAUGCGUCGUAAGCCGCUCUUCCUGCUUUUCUACUUGGCCUCACCCGCAGUCAUCCUGGCUGCGCUGAGUCUCGCCAGCUUCGCUAUCCCGGCCGAGAGCGGUGAGAGGAUCGGCUUCGUCACUACUAUCCUACUCGCCAUGAUGGUCUUCUUGCUGCUGCUGCCCGAGUACCUUCCGGAGAAUGCCGACGAGCUUCCGAUCAUCGGUAUCCUGUUGGUUAUCACCUUGAUCAUCAUUACCACCGUGCUUCUCGCCACCAUCUGUGUUCUCAGGUUUGUUGAGUGGUUCUAUCAUCACUCCGGAAAGCCCUCCAAGCUUGUCAAAACAUUGCUGUUGUUCAACUGCUGCUCCAAGACGAAGCAGAACCGAAACCAUGAGAAAUGCGUCCAUAACGGCAAGAGUGAGACCCGGAGCAAGAAGUCGGACGUACAACCUAUGGAGCUGGAGGACAUGGAGAAUCCAAGGAGGCCCGAGGCCAAGGACGAGGAGCCUACUCUUGAGAAAGACAUCGACAUCCAAAGAGACGCCCCUCGCAAUGAUGAGAACAAAGUAUCCUGGCAAGACGUGUCCGUCCGGGUAGACCGUGUCAUGUUCGUCAUUAUCAUAGCCACGUCAAUGAUUGCUUGCUACCUUGUGUAUAUUUGGCGAUAGAAGUAGGUGUCUCCGAGCAUACCAUGCCAUGCUUUAGUUACCGUGGCGACGUUAAUAAUCGCUUGCUAUCAUGUGAAUAUACGCGUUUCAAACGCGGGAUGUGCGUUUUAUUGCUUUUAUAAAAUAACUAAGACACAACAUACCAUAAUCAAAGAAAUAAAGAGAUGCGUUCAUUUUA